Linepithema humile (Argentine ant) is the source of this 3862-nucleotide messenger RNA. RefSeq lists its product as uncharacterized. Gene Ontology annotation, cellular component: cytoplasm. Gene Ontology annotation, biological process: positive regulation of gene expression; fibroblast growth factor receptor signaling pathway; positive regulation of protein phosphorylation. Lineage: Eukaryota; Metazoa; Arthropoda; Insecta; Hymenoptera; Formicidae. The record is from RefSeq and is a predicted model, not a curated record. Gene Ontology annotation, molecular function: fibroblast growth factor receptor binding; growth factor activity.
GACAAGCAAUCGGAAGAGAAAAAAAAACAAGAGACAAGGACAGAGCGAGAUCGUGGAAAGUAACCGGUAGCGUCAACCUGCAUACCGCGACGAAAUACCCGUUUAAAUAGGAUCAGUCGAACGUCAUCGUCGACGGUCAGUCGAUCAACUCGCUGCCAGAAUCAUUCGCGGUGUAUCGACGGUAUCGCGCAAAGAACGAUUGUACGUUGAGAUUCACCGGCCACCCCGAUGCCGUCCUGUGAAUCGUCAAUUCGCAUCUGCGGCGGAUCGUUUCGGGUCCCGGCGAUCAGCCGGAGCGACAAGAACUAAAGACUGCGCCAAAUCUGUAGUACGCGCACACAACUGCACUCGCCGCGGUACGACCAGCGACAGCCGCAAUAAUGCGAGAGAACGAAAAACGCAAGAACAACGGUGUACGGACGAUGACACCGGACCGGCAGCAGCCGCAUCCUCCGUUCCCCGCGGCGCACGUCUCCACGAGGCAACAUUUUCAGAAGCGGAAGUGACCGAAAGUCACGGCGGAGCUGUAAUGUCAGCUGGUGACUCUCGCGGCCUUCAUCGAUACCGCAUCGACGACAACGAGGGCGAACCGAUCGCGGUGCGAACCGAUCGGCGCCCUGCGACGACGUUUGAGACGUGAAAAUACCGAAAGCGAAAAGACGACGAUCGAUAAGAAACCUAAACGGGAAACGGCGGUAGCGCGGAUAGGGAGGAGGAGGGCAAAGGAAGAAGCGUCGGAUGAGACCGUCAUGCCCGCUGAGACUGACACGGACGGGCAUAGGGUGCUGCACUGUGAUUACCGUGCCGACUGCCCGACCGCGAGGCCGAUUCACGUGUCGACUCCCGCGAAUAACGAACGCCGCAUAUUCGAUCGCGCGUAUUCGGACCGCCGGGGCGUGAGCUCGCUCGUUAAUACCGAUCGCAGUCCUGCGGGACUUUCAGAAAUCGACGAACAUGAAUUAGUCGAGCGGAAAAGAGCCCCGAAAGAUCGACGACGGAGAACCGAAGAGCGGGCGAGAAAAGCGGAGCCGUCGCAUUGCCGCGGCGCAAAUUUGCUGUCCAGCGUAGGUCGGGAUUCGUCCGCAAGCAUUUCGAGGAUCGAUGACGAAGAAAGGAGAAUUUUCAACGAGAGUGAUUUGCGAGCAAAAAAUCGCACACUAACGCAACCGCGUCGAAAUCGAAGAGCAGUCGGACUCGCGUGUCUCGCAUCGGCAAAGUCUCCCGCGAUUGAGAAUGUCUCCAAGGAUGAACGUUUCUCGAUCGCGUGGAACUCGCAGGAAGACGCGAGCGUGCACGACAAGGUCGAACGAGCGGAAUCGCGGCUACGCGACCAGACGGAACGAUCUCGACUCGCGAUAACGGACGCGAAUGCGAACCAGAUCGCGAGGCGUCGAAGUCUCCAGGAUCGAUCUUGGACAAGUUCGCGGCCGUCGUUCUGCGGGAGAAAAGAUUUCGACACGGGUCCGAUCGAUCAUACGGAAAGGACGCGGGCCGCGAAAGGAGCUCCUCUUCUCUCUAGUCAUCACUCGCACACUCGCUCGAAAGAUGGAUCCUGCGAGGAGGAUUCUAGGAAUGUCAGUCGGAGAUUUUGUCGCGGAAAAUUCGGCAACGACGACGCGUGGGCGAGGGAAAAUGCGCGAAUAAACUAUUCGAAACCACGCGACGAACAGCUGGAGGAACAGCAGACUAGAAGAAUCGACCUCGCAAACAGGAAAAAAGUUAAACGUGCGCGUCGCGUUCGCUCGUUCCUCCAGCUGGUUCUCUUGCUCCUCGUCGCGUUCGGACGAUACGGGACUCUCGGCUCGACGAGUGUGGUUAAGUUUAGUGCGAGAUCGACCGCGAGCGGCUUAAGUGUCUUGGGGAUCGGCGCAAUUAUCGGUGCAGUGAGUGCAACACCGAUCGAUCUGACCGGCGACGCGGGCAUCCGGGCCGAAAGGUCGGCCAAUCUCUCCCACAUCACCGGAGCCUCGAGAAAGAUACGGAUGUACAUCAAGAACCGGUAUCUGCAGAUCCUGCCGGAUACCACGGUGAAUGGUUCUAACGACGACACCUCUGACUACACUAUUUUUCAAAGAAUAUCGGUGUCGAGAGGUCAAUUGAGGAUCCAGGGCGUAGCGACCUGCCUUUACCUCUGCAUGGACCCUUGCGGUUUACUUUACGGUUCGCGCGAGACCACGGAGGAUUGCGUCUUCAAUGAGACUAUAGAGAAACACAAUUAUAACACGUACAGCUCGGUGCGCUGGUCUACGCCAAACAAGACGCUAUACCUCGGUCUGAACCGGUACGGUCAGCCGAAAAAAGUAAAAGCCAAAGGUCACAAUCUAGGCAAGCUGUCGGCAAACGUCCAGGUGUUGACGCAGGGAGUUAAGUCUGAACACGUGGAGGCCCUACAGGCGCGGAUGAUGGGCGCCAAGCACGGCGUGCGUCAUCGACAUCAAAACCGCAAUCGUCAUCGGCAACAAAGCGGUGAUAUGACGUCACUCUGUCCGACUCUGCCGGCCCAGGAAAAGGACGGCAGAGACAAGUUCAGGUGCCGCAAACGAAAAAAGAGGAAGAAGCGGAAGCGACGGUGCAGACCGGGCGAGCGAUCUGGUCCUCAAUGCCGAGUCGUCGAGGACUUGGCCGCGAGUACCACGACGGAGGCGACGGACGUCGACGCGUUUCCGGAGAUCACGAGCGCCAGCAGUACCACGCCGGAAUCCAAGAGAUCCUGCGAGGGGGCUGCCAGCGAGGAGGCCUGCAGACGUCAGGCCCUCUCGGUGCAGGCGAACAAGCGGAAGUCGCGGAUAGACGACGACGGCGGCGACAGGAAUCUCACGAUCAACGGUAAGAACAAAGCAUCAACGUCAAACGCGAAAAAGCCAAACGUCAGCGUCGCCGAUAGUCAAAGUAAAAAGCCUGAUUUGACGGACGGGAAGAAGAAGAAGAGGAAGGGUCCGCCGCAAGCGAGCAGGGGGAGCGCCGCGAUGGUCCCGCCGUCCCGGAAGCGAUACGGGCCUGGCAUGACGACGUCGCCUCGGGGAGCCUCUUUGCCGCUAACGGCGCCCGCCAGCGAGGCCUCGACAACCACGUCGUCCUUCUCGCCCUCUCCUCCUGGUGCGUCAACCGCUCUCUCUUCCGAGAGAAGGCCGGGCUCGCCGUCGUCUGGUCGUAAGAAACCACCGCCGUCCUCGAGGAAUAACGUUGCGAGACCGGCGGGCUCGCUUAGGGUAGGAAAGUCUUUCCCGGGUAGCGCGGAUUCGCGGAGUCGAUCGCAAUCGACACCGGCGAUGUCGAUAAACGUCCCGAGGAACGAGAUAGCGCACCCACUGUCAACUACCAAAGUUCCUGAAAUCACGCCUUUUUUCCUUCAACCUUCGUCAGUUUCCCCCUCCUCGUCCUUGCCCUGGCAGGAAUCCGCGGAAGAUUACUCGAGCUCGCUGUCAGACUACUCGCUUGUCGAUGAGUCGUCGUCCUCGACCGCGACGAGCGAGUUCACGGCGGAAAUAGUAGAGUUCGACGCAUCGACAGCCUCCAGCGAGGUUAUCGCCGAGGUGACGUCGUUCAAGCUGGACGAAGAGGACGGUGGCUCCGGUAUGGCCGACACGAUCCCGCGGACGACUACGAGGUUUCCUUUGGAGAGACUGGUCAUGUGACGCAUCCCUCGGAAGGCCGAAGGAUGAUUUGUGCGCAAAUGUCAUUGUAAACUUACGUGUACAUAAGAAUCAUUCUACGUUACGACUUAACAUUCAUAUACGACGAACGCGCGGCGCACAAUCUAUAUCGUGCUGAGAUUUCGAUACUCGCGAUAUAAAGAGCUGAUAUUGUUGUAAUAUCGGUAAGAGAUCGAUUCGUUCAAUGAUUUUCAAAUAUUAUAUAUGGU